UCAGAAUUCACAAAUGGACUCGGGGAGGAAGAGAGGAUGGCAAUAGAGGCUAUGGAAAAUCUGUCGCGAGAUGGCAUUGAGAAGCUAAUGAAGGAGAACAAGUUGGAUGCAAUGGUGACACCAGGUUCGGGUGCCCCCUCUGUGCUGGCAAUUGGAGGGUACCUAGCAAUUUCUGUCCCGGCUGGGUAUGACAGCGAUGGAAUGCCAUUUGGGAUCUGUUUCGGAGGCUUGAAGGGCACAGAAUCGAAGCUGAUUGAGAUUGCUGAUGGUUUUGAACAGGCCACCAUGGUUAGGAGACCUCCUUUUUCCUUAUCAAUGGAAUGGAAUAAGGAUGCUUACGUGUGACUUGUGAUAUGUUUGGUGUCAUUGUAUGAAACUGUUGGCAAAUUUUCUUUAAAUAUGCAGAGGACAUGACUCAGAUGCAUAUCUUCUGCUUUGGCAACCAGCAAACCGACACAUAAUCGAUAGUAGCAGAGUUUCAAGAGUAUUAGCCCUCAA
Messenger RNA from Camellia sinensis, 498 nucleotides. The record is from RefSeq and is a predicted model, not a curated record. NCBI's taxonomy places the organism in Eukaryota, Viridiplantae, Streptophyta, Magnoliopsida, Ericales, Theaceae.